Molecule: messenger RNA, 1896 nt
Organism: Marasmius oreades (fairy-ring Marasmius)
Lineage: Eukaryota; Fungi; Basidiomycota; Agaricomycetes; Agaricales; Marasmiaceae
Exons: 20
Coding region: 104-1771 (555 amino acids)
Biological process (GO): transmembrane transport; basic amino acid transport
Cellular component (GO): fungal-type vacuole membrane
Molecular function (GO): basic amino acid transmembrane transporter activity
Source: RefSeq, a predicted model, not a curated record
GAUGAAUGCGGAAAAUGACAGAAAAAAAGCAAGACCUCCCGCCAGCUACCGGAUAUAAGCUUCAAAGUGGACCUCCGUGGGUCAGUCUGUUUUCCUCAGGUUGAUGACGCCUGAGAGGAGACCCUUGCUCGGAGCGUCGUCCGACCUCUCCCGCACCACUUAUCAUUCAGAACGUUCCAGUCUUUCAGAACAUUCAACCGUGGUCCCAGACCAAGACGAUCUCCUCAACACCUUUACUAGGGCCCAGUCGUGUUGCAUCUUGGCUGGUUUAUGGAGUGCUGUCUUUCUAGGUGCUCUCGACGGCACCGUAGUAGCUACCUUACUCGCCCCCAUCGGCAGUGAUUUCAAAAAGAGCAACCAGGCAUCCUAUAUUGGCACUUCCUACCUCUUGUCAGUCUGUUGCUUUACACCUCUCUAUGGUCGUCUAUCUGAUGUCAUGGGUCGUAAAGGCGCCAUGCUUCUGGCCCUCUCUCUUUUUGGCUCUGGUACCAUUCUUUGCGGCCUUGCACCCUCCAUGGAAGCUCUCAUUGCGGCACGCGCCUUGGCUGGCAUGGGUGGAGGAGGUGUAAUGACAGUCUCUAGCAUUGUCGUCACCGACUUUAUUCCCUUAAAUCAGCGCGGAUUAUAUCAAGGAAUGGCAAAUAUACUUUUCGGACUGGGUGCCGGCAUUGGAGGUCCUUUAGGUGGCUGGAUCAAUGACAAGUUUGGAUGGAAAUCUGCUUUUUUUUUCCAGGCCCCUGUCCUUUUAUUUAGCUUUACACUUGUUGCCUGGAAGGUCAACAUCAAGCUACCUUCCGAGGUGCAGAACCUUCCCCUAAGUGAAAAAUUCAGGCGUAUUGAUUUUCUGGGCUCCAUCACUCUUGUUGGAACCGUCGGUUCUUUGCUACUGGGCUUCAGCCUCAAAACCACAGAAGAGCUUCCAUGGAGUCAUCCGAUUGUCUACGGAUUGUUCACAGCGACUUUUGUUUUUGCCGCGCUCUUCGUUUUUACGGAAACUCGGUUGGCUCCGUAUCCUGUUAUGCCUCUACGGCUCAUAUGCCGGAGAACGCCACUCGCAGUUGCAAUGUCAAACCUCUUCGGUAGUAUGGCGGCCUUCUCAGUGUUGUAUAAUAUUCCGUUGUAUUUCUCAGCCGUACACCUUUAUUCAUCCGCAGACUCAGGCCUACACCUUUUACCCCAUUCAGUCGCAAUAUCCACCGGCAGCGUCUUUGCAGGAUGGGUAAUGAGACGUACCGGGAAACUCUACACCCUUAAUCUAUUUUCAGCUCUCUCAGCUCUCGUCGCAACAGCUCUCCUAGUCUUUUGGAAUCGGAGUACCCCUACGUUCCACUUGUGGUUUGACAUCGUCCCGCAAGGUUUCGGCAUGGCAAGCGUCAUCACAUGUACCUUGAUUGCGAUGAUUGCGGGCGUUGAAAAACAUGAUAUGGCUGUCGCCACCGGAAUUACGUACCUGUUUAGGACUACGGGUCAAGUGUUGGGCGUAAGCUUGAGUGGUGCUACCCUUCAGGCUGUGCUACUGCAAAAACUACGGCAGAGAAUACAAGGUCCUGGUGCAAUGGAGCUCAUAUACGAAAUUCAACAUUCGACCUCAAUUAUACCCACACUCCCACCUGAUUUAAAGGAAGCAGCCAUCAGUUCUUACGCGGAUGCACUCAGAGUAGUGUUCAUUUGUCAAGCUGCAUGGAAUUUCUUGGCCUUUCUAUGCUGUAUACCAAUCCAGGAAAGCUUGUUACCGGGAUCACCGCACCACGCACAAAAUAAUGAAGAUUAAACAAGUGAUUAUUUAUUGCACUUCCAUCUUUUUUUUUCUUCUUGCCAUUGUCUGCCACGCCGGAGGAAUUAUGCACAAACUAGACGAAGUUCACUUUAAGGGACGCUGUUAUUCAUGAUCCACCA